This is a messenger RNA of Lytechinus pictus (painted urchin), 2113 nucleotides long. Its product is annotated as ankyrin repeat domain-containing protein 49-like. The record is from RefSeq and is a predicted model, not a curated record. Gene Ontology annotation, cellular component: nucleus. Lineage: Eukaryota; Metazoa; Echinodermata; Echinoidea; Temnopleuroida; Toxopneustidae. Gene Ontology annotation, molecular function: protein binding. The transcript is spliced from 6 exons.
ACUAGUCACUUAGUGAAAAUGGCAGCGUCCUGUGACCUGGCAACUGCGGCUGCAAGUGGCGAUUUAAAUCUUGUUAAGAGAUUGGUCCAUGACGGAGCAGAUGUAAAUAAGAAGUCACGUGACGGCUUCACUCCUCUCUGCAAUGCAGCAUUCUGGGGCUACAGCCAAGUAGCAGAAUACCUUAUACACCCAGGACCAAAAUCCAGUUAAAACCACAGAGCUGAUGUGAACCUGAGCAACGGAGGUACUCUGUGGACACCCUGCCACUGUGCAGCAUUCCAGGGACAUGGAAAAGUUUUGAUGAAACUCCUGGAGGCCAAGCCUAACCUUAGCUUGAAAGACAACAGAGGAAGAACUGCUGCUGAUUUUGCCUCGGCAAUGGAAGCGAUCUGGCCAUUCUUUGCAACGGAAGGAUGUAGAAGAACCUCAAAGGCUGAACUUGUCAGACUAGACAUUGUCAAAAAGGUUAAAGAUUAUGACCCAACCAUGCCUUCAUCAGACUAUGCUCAUUUCUCCAGACCAGGAUCAGCUUACGUCAUGAAGUCACAGCCUAUGAGGACCAACGAUAACAUGGACUACAAAAGGAAAAUGGCUGAGGGUGGUGACGUGCUUUCGAUCGAGGAGGAAGUCCAAGAUUUAUCGCUGAACAACUCGAAUCCUUCAUUUAAUAUAUGGAGAAGAUGAUACUAACUCAAAGACUGGUGUAAUAAUAAAGAUGCAAUUAUGAUUGCUUGAUUUAUGAUGGCGUGUUUUCCUUCAGCAAGAUAUUUAUCCACACUGAGCUGUACUCGACCCAGCUAGGUGAGGUAAAUGGGUACCGGCAGGAAGUAAUUCCUCAAAAAGCUGUGCGCACCAGAAUCGGUAGACUAGCUUAGCCGGGGUAAUAUAGGAGCGCCUUGAGCACCUAGCAAGGUGGAUACGUGUGCUAUACAAAUCCUAUAUUAUUAUCAUUAUUAUUGCUUGUAACUUUUGGUAGGCCCUACAUAGUUGUAACGUUUAAUGUAUGUACAUUGUAUACAGUAACACUGAGUUGUAAGGCCCUGUCACAUCAUUCCGUGCAAGCUUUGCGGGUGAGUUGCGGGCGAUCACAGCAACUCACCAGCAACAAAGUUUUGAGCAUGUUCAAAACUUUUCUGCAUGCAAAUCAGGCUUGCUUACGCUUCUGCGGGCAACAGCGUGUGCGAUGUGUGCGAGAUACUGUCAAUGUGGGCGACCUGUGAGUAGCAAAAAUAGUCACCCGCAAGUCACACGCGAGGCAGGUUGACUGCCCGUCUUCUCCUGAAGACGGACAGUCAACCUGCCCGAAAUGUCGAGUCUCUCUACUGCUUCUACUCAUCAUCUCUACUCGCCGACUCGAGCCAGCAUCUCCUCAUCCAUCCUACUACUCAAGCUGUUUUCAACUCAUCAAUCUCUUCUGGUUUACAGUCCUUUUCAGGACUACAUUCAAGAAAGAUUACUCUCAAAUUUCCACUUUCUCGCCUAUCCAUUUCUUUUCUUCUUCUAUCCACUGUUUCUGUAACACUCAACAUGGUGUACCGUAAACCACAUCAGCGAUUGUACAUGCCACCAUGCAAACCUUCAAACAAUUUUACAAUUGAUAUCUUAUAUAAAAGUGUCUUGUAGGAGUGACGUCAACAGAUGUGAUUGAUAUUUUCAAUCACUUGUAACUUGUUUAUAUGGUUAACCAUAGCCCUGCAGUCACAAUUAACUUUACAAAUGGUUCUGUCUGUUAUGUUAUUGCACCCCGCGCUGUAACUUAAAAAGAUCAAAUUAUCAUUUAAUAGUAAUUGUAACUCUUUACAUGUUGUUUCAUAGAUGUACAGUUACAGUUAGCUUUACAAUUGAUCUACAUGUGCUAUGUUAAAGGAUCCUGUAGGUUGUAACAUUAAAAUACAAUUCAUAAUCACAAUUUAUUGGAACUUUUGUAUAUGUUUUUCCAUAGAUAUGUUUUUCCAUAGAGUUAUAGUUAUAAUUAAUUUUACAAUUGAUCCAAAAUCUUAGUGGAAUCUUCAUAUUUUGAUGUCUUUCAAAUGAGCAUUGCUUAUAUUCAGCAGUGGUAGCAAACUGAAGAUUGGCAUGAAUUGAUGCCUAGGACUGCCUACUGUAUGCAGUG